CCGUGUGCGCCAUGGAGACCCCGCCCCCGUCUGUAGUGCCGUGCGCUUUGUGUCAAAGUCCUGUUUGAGCUGGAACGAAGCGGGGCACAAAUAACAACCUGCUCCGACCUCUUAGUUUUACACGGAAAUCUGCUUCGGAUUUCUAAGUUUCGAUAGAACAAUGCACGCCGUGAGCUCUGAGAAUGUAUUUUUGUCCGCCUUGCAGCCCAACACAUCGGUCACCACGUAUGGGCUCCCGUCUGAAAUCCAGCUGGGCAAUGGAAGCUCCAUGUCGGACGAAGUCGCACGGGCUAAGCGUGUUCAGCAGCAGGUCCAGAUGAGACUGGCAGAGAAGUCCACACUUCCGCGUCAGAAUGGAUCCGCUGCGCACUACGCCAUGUCAGACUACGGUGGUUCUUCCACACUCAAAUAUCAGACAUAUCAGCCAAACUUCACCUCCAAGUCCUCGUACAUGCACUCGAGCGGAGCCAGGACCAUGGGCCCUCGUAUAUCCCAGAGGACCGGCUUCAGCUCUCAGUCCGCAGGUGCAGAUCUGGCACAGUUACAGCGCAUGAGCAUAGGGGGCAGGGGGGGCGGUGGUGGGGGGUAUUACAGAGAAGAGAUGAAGACUACAUAUAAUGGACCCCCUCCUGGGAUGCCUAGGCCCACAAAUGACCUGGAGUCCGCCUCCAUGCACUCUAUGCGGCUGGUCAACCCCUGGCCAAUAGAUGACAGUGAUGCAGCCAGUAUGGCCUCAGACCGGGAUGGUGUCUUUAACCGCCAGUACACUCAGAGUCAGAGUGCUAUGAAUGGAUAUCAGGUGCGGCAGGGUGGGACACUCCCUGGCUCGAUGCACAGAUCCCUCAGCGGGACACUGUCUCGGGGAGGAGGUAUGAUCGUAGGAGAGUCAGAGAUGGUCGCUCAUCAGAAUUCAUUUAAGGGGCCAGCGCACCGCACAAUCAGCAGGAUUAAUAACCGCAAUAGAACGAGCAUGAGCUCCAUGUCCGGGACCCUCCAGCGACCCAUGUCUGUGGGAGGGGGAAGUGUCUACAGCUCAGGGGGGGACAGAGUGGACCGAGGCUUCCUGGUAGCAUCAAACACCUCCUGUGGCUCUGGAGGACGGAUGUACCAAGGAGGUACUCUGCCUCGCACCAUGUCCAUCAAGAGCAUUCACAGUGUGGGCAGAGGAGUGGACAUCUACAAUGGCCAGAAUGAGAUGGGAAUGAGUCUGGGAAACCUCAGUGCCAUCAACAAUUUGGACAUGCCCACAGCUGUCAUGAACCUGAGAGAACCAGACCCCGAAGUGCAGGUCAUCGGAGCGGCCUACAUUCAGCAUGAGUGCUACAGUAACAGUGAUGCCAAAAAUCAGGUCCGCCAUUACAAGGGCAUACCUGAACUGGUUAAACUGUUCAACAGUGAGAACCAGGAGGUGCAGCGUUAUGCCACCGGUGCCACUCGGAACCUUAUCUUUGAAAACAUGGAGAACAAAGUAGCACUGAUCGAAGAGGGCGGCAUCCCACAAUUGGUGGAGGCCCUGAAGGAACAGGACGAUGAGCUCCACAAAAACAUCACUGGAAUCUUCUGGAACCUAUCCUCCAAAGACAACCUGAAGGAGAAACUGGCCAAAGAGACCCUUCCUGAGCUGACAGAGCAAAUCCUGAUUCCACUGUCUGGAGGUGGGAAUGCUGAGUCUAUCCACCAGAGCCCCUCUGAGGUCGAUAUCUUCUACAAUACCACAGGUUGUCUCAGAAAUCUUAGUUCUGUGAAUGAGAAAACACGUCAGCAGAUGAGAGAAACCCAUGGACUUGUAGAUUCAUUGGUGGGAUACAUCGAGGCAUCACUUGAAGAUGGCAAGACUGAGGACAAGGGAGUAGAAAAUGCUGUUUGUGUCCUGAGAAACCUGUCCUAUCAGCUUUAUAAUGAGAUGCCCCCAUCCGCCCUGAUGCGCCUGGAAGGGCCAACCAGAGGCCAGGACACAGGGAAAGCUGAGCCCAUUGGCUGCUUCACACCACAGAGCAAGAAAGCCAAAAAGAAACAGGUGAAUUUGUCCACUCUGUCGGAGGUGUCUCGGGUUCCUAAAGGUAUGGAGUGGCUGUGGCAUCCUCGGAUUGUCAACAUUUACAGCCGAGUGCUGCGUCAGUGCGAGAUCAACUCCACCACAAGAGAGGCCGCAGCUGGAGCCCUUCAGAACAUCACCGCGGGAGACAAACGGUGGGCGUCAGUGUUGAGUCAGCUAGCUCUGGAGCAGGAGCGAGUGCUGCCCCUCCUGUUGGACCUCCUCAGGACCAACAAUGACCUGGAGCUGAGGUCCAUCACAGGCCUGCUCCGAAACCUGUCCCGCCACUCCAAGGACAAGAAUGAUAUGGCUACAAAAGUGGUCAACAACUUAGUGACAAAGCUCCCUGAUGAUGGGAAUCAAAAAGAGCCAUCCAGUGAUGUUGUGGUAAACAUCUGUGGAAUCCUCAACAACCUGGUCACCAGCAGCGUCAUGGCCGCCAGAGACAUCACCUUUUUCGAUGGUUUGCCUAAACUGGUGGGCAUACGAAACAGCCAUAACAACACUAAUGAGAAGAGUAGAGCAUCCAAAGCAGCAGCCACUGUCCUCAAUAACAUGUUUCAAUACAAGAAACUGCACAAAGACUACAGACAGAAAGGGUUUUCCAGAGAGGAUUUUAUUGACAAUACCAUCUGAUGUGGUGAAGUCUUCACUUGCAAAAUAGAAGAUAUUUUUCCAGGUGCAUGGAAGUCAAUGAACUGUAAUAUUAUAAAUGCACAGAAUUUAUCAUGAAUGAGAUUAUAAAAACAUUGUAAUUAUGGACAAAAAAAAUCCCAGAAGUCUUUGGACUGGACAUUGAGAUAUGGAUCCCACUGUGGACUGCAAAUGGACUUUGGUACCAAAGUGUGCACCUUAACUGUUUAAUGUACUAUGUUAGUUUAAACAUAAUGCAUCUUGUUGUGGAUAUUUUACCAUACUAACCUACUUUUAAAAGUUUGGAUUUUGUAUCUAAAGGAUGCUAUCAGUUCUCCAUAUUGUGUGUAAAUACUAUUUUAAUACUGUUCUGAACACUGUAGGUUUGCAUUUUUACAUUUGGGUAAAGAGGUAUGUUCUUUAAUGAACAUCUAUUUUUGUACAUGAAAUUCUAACAUUGAGUUAUAUAAUUUUUGUAUAAAAUAAAUAAAAAUGACAAAUGUAAAGCUGGGGUAAAGGUAGUGCCAUGUGCCUGUUAUAUAAUGUGUUGAUAUGUGCCUAUACCAUUCAUUGUUGUUUUUACAUUCAAACUGUUUUGACAUGUCACUGUAAUUGCUAUUUUAAUGUGCUGGGUGAAGGACUGCAUUCCUUUAAAAUAUUUUAAUCUUUGCAAAUACAAUGUUUGUUUAGAGUACCCUUUCUAAAUGAGUGACUGCAGAGUGAAAGAAAGAUGUAUUUCAGACCAGUAUAAAAUUCACUGAAUGUAUUCUGUUUUUACAGCUUUCAGAGCACUGUGGCUAGCUGGUGACAUGCUUUGUGUAUUGUUUUCAUAAUACUGGUUAUUUGUAAGAACUUGUUGGAUGUGAACAGACGUAUCAUCAGGAUAUUUUGAUUCAAUAAAGAUGCAGAAACAAGGCC
This is a messenger RNA of Periophthalmus magnuspinnatus, 3586 nucleotides long. It is a transcript of the gene pkp3a, whose product is annotated as plakophilin 3a. Gene Ontology annotation, cellular component: plasma membrane; adherens junction; cytoplasm. Gene Ontology annotation, biological process: cell-cell adhesion; cell-cell junction assembly. Bases 161 to 2671 code for a protein of 836 amino acids. NCBI's taxonomy places the organism in Eukaryota, Metazoa, Chordata, Actinopteri, Gobiiformes, Gobiidae. The record is from RefSeq and is a predicted model, not a curated record. The transcript has 13 exons. Gene Ontology annotation, molecular function: cadherin binding.